AUGUAUACAUUUGCGUACUGUUCAUUGGUUGUUGUCUGUUUUGGUUCGAUAAGUGCCGAUGUAAAUAGCGAUUCAGGAUUCAACUUCCUAGUUAUAGUUACUGAUGACCAAGACAUCAUGCUUAAUGGCAUGACCCCAAUGGCCAAAACUCUUGAACACAUCGCAAACGAAGGAAUGACCUUUGUCAAUGCAUUUACAACAUCUCCGAUUUGUUGCCCGUCACGAAGUUCAAUUCUGACAGGAAAAUAUGCUCACAAUCACCAAACAAAGAACAACUCUCGUUCAGGCGGCUGUUAUGGACGUGUUUGGCGUGAAACGAUUGAACCGGCGGCUCUUCCCGUUUGGUUAUCUCAGGCUGGAUAUGAUACAUUUUUCGCUGGGAAGUAUUUAAACGAGUAUUUUUCAGCAAAUAUUCCACCGGGAUGGUCUCAGUGGUUUGGUUUACAUGGGAAUUCGCGAUACUACAACUUUACCGUAACUGAAAAUGGUGAAGUGGCCACUUAUACCAAUGAAUAUUUUACUGAUUACUUGGAUACUAAAACGGUAAACUUCCUCAAGAACUUAAGAGCAGAUCGGCAUUUUUUUGCGAUGGUUACACCUCCCGCUCCACAUGCCCCAUUCACAUCAGCAGACAGACACAAAGAUCUUUUCCCCAAUGUUAAAGCAAUACAAACGCCGAAUUUCAACAUAUCUUCCACUCCAUUACGUAAUGUCGAUGGUUCAGAAAAACAUUGGCUAUUAACUAUGGAACCUUCCACAUUACCAUUAAAGUUCCUGGAUGAGAUGGACACGAUUCACCGUAAAAGAUGGCAAACACUGAUGGCAGUUGAUAAUAUGGUGGAGAACAUUGUGAACAUUUUACGUGAAAAGAAAUUAUUGGAAAAAACAUUUAUCUUUUAUACUUCCGACAAUGGUUUUCAUUUAGGGCAAUUCUCCCAAGCUUAUGAUAAACGGCAACCCUAUGAGACGGAUAUUAGGGUACCUUUAUUCGUAAGAGGACCUACAAUCAAACCGAAAGCAGUCCAAAAGUCAGCCGUUGCAUUGCUAGACAUCGUGCCCACGAUCCUGCAGCUUGCUAAUCUAGAACUGCCUUCCUUCUUAGAUGGCCAACCGUUGCCACUGCAAAGUGAUGAAGAUGUGUUAAUUGAAAGACAACUACUGGUAGAAUACUGGGGAGAAGGAUCCUUGGAAACGUAUAACCCCGAAUGUCCAUGGGCAGCGCAAGACAGACUCCAGUUGUGCACUGUUGAUGCUGCGUGCCAUUGCCAAGACGCCUGGAAUAAUACUUACAAUUGCGUUCGCCAUCUGGCUACUGAUUUGAAUUUCAUUUACUGCGAAUUCAAGGAUAAUCAGAAUUUCGUUGAAGCUUAUAAUAUUGCCAAUGACCUGUAUCAAAUGAAGAACAUCGGCUUCGAAAUACUUCCCUCAAUUAGAGCAAAGUACAGCUUAGCAAUACAGAAUCUCACUGCCUGUGUGGGUCAUACAUGUCAUAUUAUUUACUGAUUUACUAUCAUGUAAUUGAAUGUUGCCUAGGAACUGUUAUUAAAUAUUGCAGCACGCAUGGACAGUCAACUGACCGCAACCAUAAAUAGUCGGCACAUAUCAGCGCAUAAAUGUUUUCUUUUUCUUAAAAUCUCUAAAUAGCCUCGGUUGGUUAGAUUGUACAAUCAAAACAAUAUAUAUCAAUUAAAUGUGAUGUGUAUGACAAACAAAAAUAAAGCUAAAAUAAUCAUUUUUAUGUGUGAAAUCA
Molecule: messenger RNA, 1750 nt
Organism: Anopheles merus
Lineage: Eukaryota; Metazoa; Arthropoda; Insecta; Diptera; Culicidae
Product: N-acetylglucosamine-6-sulfatase-like
Exons: 7
Coding region: 1-1503 (500 amino acids)
Biological process (GO): glycosaminoglycan metabolic process
Molecular function (GO): N-acetylglucosamine-6-sulfatase activity; glycosaminoglycan binding
Source: RefSeq, a predicted model, not a curated record